Messenger RNA from Cheilinus undulatus (humphead wrasse), 2794 nucleotides. RefSeq names its product pyruvate dehydrogenase (acetyl-transferring) kinase isozyme 2, mitochondrial-like. Gene Ontology annotation, biological process: regulation of glucose metabolic process; protein phosphorylation. The record is from RefSeq and is a predicted model, not a curated record. Gene Ontology annotation, molecular function: pyruvate dehydrogenase (acetyl-transferring) kinase activity. The transcript has 11 exons. NCBI's taxonomy places the organism in Eukaryota, Metazoa, Chordata, Actinopteri, Labriformes, Labridae. Gene Ontology annotation, cellular component: mitochondrion. The coding region runs from base 112 to 1356 and encodes 414 amino acids.
CAGACUGCCAUCAUCACCGCGAUCUUUGGAUUCUACUGAAAAACUGACCGUAACCAUUUACGUUAUUUCAAUAACAGGUUUCAUACUAUUAUGUUAAAUUGAAUUCUGAAGAUGACCAGCAAAAUGAAGUUCGUUCGGUCACUGGUGAAGACAGCAGCGUUGGCCAACGUGCCAAAACACAUCGAUCACUUCUCCAAGUUCUCCCCUUCUCCUCUCUCAAUGAAGCAGUUUUUGGAUUUUGGUUCAACCAACGCCUGUGAGCGUACAUCAUUUGUCUUCCUUCGUCAGGAGCUUCCUGUGCGAUUGUCCAACAGCAUGAAGGAGAUCAACCUUCUACCAGACCGGCUGCGUGCCACACCGUCUGUUCAGCUAGUCCAGAGCUGGUACAUCCAGAGCCUAAUGGAGAUCCUGGAGUUUCUGGACAAGAACCCAGAUGACCAGGAAGUUCUUGAGACGUUUGUGGAGGUCUUGGAGGCGAUCAGAAACCGGCACAAUGAGGUGGUCCCCACCAUGGCUCAGGGAGUCAUUGAGUACAAAGAGGCUUUCGGGCAGCAGGAUGCUGUUACUGACCACAACAUUCAGUACUUCCUGGACCGCUUUUACACCAGCCGCAUCUCCAUCCGUAUGCUCAUCAACCAGCACACACUUGUCUUCUAUGGCAACACAAACCCUGCCCACCCAAACAGCAUUGGCUGUAUUGACUCCCUCUGUGAUGUAACAGAGGUUACACGAGAUGCCUAUGAGAGUGCUAAGAUGCUGUGUGAACAGUACUACCUGGGGGCGCCAGAGCUGGAGCUUAGGCAGAUGAAUGCCAACAAUGUCAGAGAGCCAAUCUAUAUUUCUUAUAUUCCAUCCCACCUGUACCACAUGCUUUUUGAAUUAUUCAAGAAUGCCAUGAGAGCAACCAUUGAGAACCAUGAGGCCAGCAGGACCCUCCCACCCAUCAAAAUCAUGAUCGCUCUUGGUAGAGAGGACCUGUCAAUAACGAUGAGUGACAGGGGAGGUGGUGUUCCCUUCAGGAAGACUGAGCGUCUGUUCAGCUACAUGUAUUCAACUGCUCCCAGACCCACCUUUGGAGAAAAACACAGAGCCCCACUGGCAGGGUUUGGCUACGGUCUGCCAAUCUCUCGUCUCUAUGCUCGCUACUUCCAAGGAGACUUACAGCUCUACUCUAUGGAGGGUCACGGCACUGAUGCCGUCAUACACCUGAAGGCAUUAUCCACCGACUCAGUGGAGAGACUACCAGUUUUCAACAAGACUGCUUUGCGCCAUUAUAAGCUGAGUUUGGAGGCGGACGAUUGGUGCAUUCCCUCCAGGGAACCGCUUGACUUGGCUGUCUACCGUGCUGCCAAGUGAUUUAAUCAAUGAUUUGGUUAGUUCUCACUGGCAUGAACUCUCAAAAACAGCACUUUCAGUCACAAAGUGUUGCUUAAAUGAAGGGCAUUAUGGGAACUGAACUUAGCUAAAUGGCUCUAAAUGUCCAAAUGGACUCUUGCUGUACCCCUAUACCUAGGAGACUUCUGUUCGGUCCCAUGUGCAACCAAAAGUCUAUGUUAAAGCAUAAUUUUAGUCAAAGCCAUUAGCCGUGCCAAUGUUUUUCAAUGCCAAACUGCCAAUGUUUCACAUAGGCUACACUUUUAAAUGUUUUAAAUGACAGUGGUUUGGGCCCUAGAAGAAGGACUUUGGUGCUCUUUUAGCUGUGGUUCACGUUAACAAACAUUUAGUAGUAAAAAAAUCUUGUAAGAGUUUGAAAAAAUCUAGAUAUACGUUUUAAUCACAAAAAGCUGCAAAAGCUAAAGUGACCAAAAGUGAUAAGAAAGGCAGAACAUUCAGGUCUUGAUAGUUUUGGUACAUCCUUGCCUUAAGGGAAUGCCUUCUUCCUGUUUCUUCUCCAGCUUUCUUUACGUGUGUGCCUUACUUGGAAGGGAAGAAAAGCAGAUAAACAAACCAAGUCAAGAGUGUAACAACACUGUUUUGGAAAAUCGGAAAGGGAAAGAAUCUGGAGAAGUGAAUAUAAUUAAUAGUAGUGCUGGUCAUUUUUAGGAGAACAGGUAACUGAACUUUUUUAAUGAGUCUAGUCUAGAACAAUAUGCAGCAUGUCUGCCAACUUCACACUAGUGCUACAAUGACAUCCUCAACCUCACAUGAAAAACCCAUUUACUCAGAUCAGUGUGUAUUUGCUGAUGCCUUUCAAGAUAUUUUAAGGGGUCUACUUAGUCGAUCAGGUCUUUGGUGUCAUGAUGCCAGCAAGAAUAUUUCCUCAGAACAAAAAAGUGCCUAUGCAUGUUCAUUUACUUUGCUUUAUUGUGUGUUUUGCUUUCUAAGAGUGAACCAGUCAGUAACAAUACUACUUCAAAAACUUGAUGCUGCAUAAAUUUGUGUUUUAUGUUUUUUUUUACUGACUAAAGAUGCAGAACAAUUACUUGCUCAGCUGCUUAGUUACUGAUAAGGAUGAGGAUUAAAGAUCAUUCAGUGGGUGUAUAAAAGGUACUGUAACAAUUAUGUAAACUUGUGUUCUGUUGACAGGAUUCAGGUUAUUCAUUAAUUGUCUUCGCUUUUAAUGUGUUGAGCCUCGAAAUCAGCUUUUUGUUAAAGACCUGUAACGGACCCAAACUGCUACGUGUGUAUUGAUUGCUGUACAGUUUAUUGUGAUUCACUGUGUGUAUUCACAUACCCAGAGAUUGUAUUAUCUGAAGGACCUGUAUUUCAUUGUAUUUUUGAAGUGAACUGUUCAUAUAUGAAGACUUUUAUUUUUAUAAAGAAAUGUCCGGAAAAUAAACCAACCAGAAAAGAA